AGUGUCCGGAGCGGCCGGGCGGGCAACUGUGGGCGAGAGGCCACGGCGUUGGUGGCGUGGUGGCUGGUUUUUCGCUUUGGCAUUCGGAAGGCCUCACCUGCUAGACCGAAAGGCCUUUCUUCCCUGCUUCCCGUCACGAUCGCCUCAGAGUCCCCGGCUCACCAUAUCUGCCUUGCCUUGUGUGCUGAGGGAACCUGAAGAGUGUGCAGUAAAAAUAAUUUGAAACUUUGAACUAGAUUGGAAGGAAUCAAACAAUGCAGACAUAAUUCAUCUCUUGAAAGAUUGUGCCCUAGUUCUUGAAAUGCUUUUUAUUUAGAAUAGUAAUAAAAAUGGAAGAAAAAAAAGUAAGGGAUGAUGAAAAUCCAGACCGAGAAAGCUCUUUGCAAUUUUCUGAACAGUUUAAUCAGCUGGAAUUGUUGGAAACCCAUGGACACCUGAUUCCCACUGGUACUCAGAGUCUCUGGGUAGGCUAUUCUGAUGAAGAUGAGGAGCAAGAGGAAAAAAGCGAAGAGUGGUAUCAAUUGCAAGAAAAAAAAAUGGAAAAAGAUCCAAGCAAAUUGCUUCUUUGGGCUGCUGAAAAAAAUCGGCUUGCUACAGUGCAGAGGCUGCUUUCUGAGAAGGCCACUGAAGUGAACACUAGGGAUGAAGAUGAGUAUACCCCUCUUCACCGAGCAGCCUACAGUGGACAUUUAGAUGUUGUUCGUGAGCUGGUGGCUCAGGGAGCAGAUGUGCAUGCAGUGACUGUGGAUGGAUGGACACCAUUGCACAGUGCUUGUAAGUGGAACAACACCAGGGUGGCCUCUUUCUUACUACAGCACGAUGCAGACAUCAAUGCCCAAACCAAAGGCCUCUUGACCCCUCUGCACCUUGCUGCUGGCAAUAAAGACAGCAGAGAAACCCUGGAGCUCCUCCUUAUGAAUCGAUACAUCAAACCAGGGCUGAAGAACAACUCACAAGAGACUGCUUCCGAUAUCGCCAGGAGGACAAGCAUCUACCACUACCUCUUUGAAAUCGUGGAAGGCUGUACAAACUCUUCACCUCCGUCUUAAUGACUCUAGUAAUUUUCUUACACUUCAAAGUACCAGUGCCUCCCAUGUGUGAGAUGUAAAAUAUUCCCAUAUUCAGAAAACAGAUGUCUCACUACAGAAAUUGUGUCCGCAUCACAGUUUUCUUCCAAGUGACCUGCCCAUCCUUGAUGUCAAAAUGUAUUUGAGAGGUAUUUAGAUGCAUCUGUGGUGAUUUCUGCAGUUGGUGAUUUUUAUCAGAAGUAAUUUUAACUGGACACGGGUAAUACAGAAACUAAGGAUAUUUUUUGGUGCUGAUCCAAGAGAAAAAUAUUUUUAAAUAUCCCAUACCGUGGGUCUUUGUUCAGUGUUUAGCAUACUGACUUGUAUUUUUAUAAGCUAACUCCAAAUUUUCAUGUUCAACAUACUGGUGCAGUUCAGCUGUCUUCUCGGCAUCUCCAGUUGCUUUUAUUCUAAACAAAAAAACACUGGCAAAUUAGUGACUUAAAUCUGAGUUUCAAAAAACAUAGUGGAACGUUUAGAUGUUUUGUUUUUUAAGAUGUAGACCAUGCUGAGGAAAGCAGUUAGGGAGAUGUUUAAUCCUUGAAUGUUUCACACUGCCUCCCCCACCACAUAUAAUCCUGUGGACAGUCCUACCUCACCCUGGUCAACCCAUGUGAUGCUUAUUGUUAUGGUAAGUCGGUGUCUCCACUUAGAUACACACAAAAUUGUUCCUUGGUCCAGAAGAUUAACACUGCCCUCCAAAGGGUUCACCUGUCUCUCCCUGCUGAAUUGGGCACUACUUCUCUAGAUUCAUGUGUUCACCACUACCCCCACAGCCCUUAUUUUCUACAAGCCAUGACAAAGGAAAAGGGACAAGGAAUUCUAACAGUGAGGAAUGAUUGUCAUAGGGGACCAGAACAUCAAGUGGUUCAGGCUUUCUUAAAAACAAAAACAAACAAACAAACAAAAAAACAAACAAACAAAAAAAAAAACCAUAGUAUGGAUAGUGACACAGAGCGCAAAUACAGAGUAUAAAUUUUUGACAAUGCAGAAGGCACCUUGCAUAUAACUUCACCAGAUCUAUGGCACAUUUGUUCAGACUGCAUUAACUCUUAUCCUCUUGGUGCCUGCUACAUAGAUUUUGAUGGACUCCUUAGCCCCUCUCUAUUACCUAGGGGUCUUCUUAGCAUGAGAAUUUGAAUCCUAGGAAAAGGACACUGAGGACACUCAUUCUCAACUUAGAAUCACCUAGGAGCUAUGCUCCUAUUAUGUCUGGAAGGGAGUUUCUAGAAAAGUUUUCACUGAAGAGAGGGUUCAUAUCUAGAUGUGGGUGGCACCAUCACAUGGGCUCACAUCCCAGAGUAAAUAAAAAGGAGAAAGCAAGCUA
Meriones unguiculatus (Mongolian gerbil) is the source of this 2394-nucleotide messenger RNA. It is a transcript of the gene Ankrd49, whose product is annotated as ankyrin repeat domain 49. Gene Ontology annotation, molecular function: protein binding. The transcript has 3 exons. The coding region runs from base 330 to 1049 and encodes 239 amino acids. NCBI's taxonomy places the organism in Eukaryota, Metazoa, Chordata, Mammalia, Rodentia, Muridae. The record is from RefSeq and is a predicted model, not a curated record.